Molecule: messenger RNA, 804 nt
Organism: Alternaria viburni
Lineage: Eukaryota; Fungi; Ascomycota; Dothideomycetes; Pleosporales; Pleosporaceae
Exons: 2
Coding region: 1-804 (267 amino acids)
Source: RefSeq, a predicted model, not a curated record
AUGUCUGCACCCCGCGAAUUCAAUGUACCCAUCGGAACAUUGACCAACAUCAAAUUUCGAUACGUGAGAGCCGAAGCAGCCAUACCCACCAUUAUCGGAAGCCUCGUCAUGGACAACAUGGCGCCCUCGCUGUCCGCCAUCAUCACCCUCGUCAUGGCUAUCGCCAUGGGUUACCACGGUCAUUUGGCAUUGUUCGCACCGAACGUCGCCACCAUCCCUCAACGCGUCAAGUUUGCAUACGUCUCCAACGGGGUGACCUGGACCUUCCUCCCCCCAUACCUGGACAAGAGACAUUUCGUUAUCCCAACUGCACUAGACCUUCAAUCUAUCGCGACAAAGUUCUUCGACUAUAUCUACGAAGUUGGCCAAACAGAUGACAUUGUUGGGAAAGCUACUGCAGCUCAACGUGCAAUGCUUGUGUCCUUGUACCGUAGGGCCAUUGCGCAGGUUCACGAGGUGGAGGUGCUGAAGAUUGUGCUCGACGUUCGCCCCUUGGUGCUGACCAACAGCCGCGUGAAACAGUUACUGCAAGAGUUUCUGGGACGCAUCGGCUUGCAUGCAGAGCGAUCCAUCCCCUCAGCAAUGCACACAUUGGUCGUCCUCCGUGGAUCCCUCGCCCAACACGCAAGCGCCAAGGCUCUACUAGACAGCCAUGACGCCCCGAUCCCUGCAUUCUGGGCGGGAAAGUUUCAGUGGCAAGACACCGAUGUAAUACAGCACGUACGCAUUGCCUUUGACGACCCAGCCAUCCCGGACGCCGUCAGGGCCAGGGAUCGUCUGCACCUGACCUUUGAGUCGGCUUGA